This is a messenger RNA of Astrephomene gubernaculifera, 971 nucleotides long. Lineage: Eukaryota; Viridiplantae; Chlorophyta; Chlorophyceae; Chlamydomonadales; Astrephomenaceae. The record is from the annotation of a GenBank genome assembly.
UGCGCUAGUAUUGGUUAGUUUCCUGUUACCCAGCCCCUAGACCGUCGGAAGUCAAUUCAACAGGAGCAGUCGUCUUUUAUGAUACAGGUGUACUUUUGCGUUCUAUCGUAUGCAAAGCUAUUUCUCCCAGUAUUUCAAAGCCAACCUACCACUGCCGGAAACCACACAUUGCCAUUCCUAGCCAAAUGUCUGGGCUCUGCUAUCGGAGCCCCGCCUCCUUACUGAAAAAUACUAAUGAAGCAAGUACCAGCUAUGGGACAGUAGUCGUCAGGAGAGGACGGCGUUCAGGCGGUGUCGCAUGCACGGCCCAAUUCGCGAAGGACCCGCGCGGGUCCGGGACAGGCCCUUCAGGACCUCCAACCGGCACUUUGCCAAAUUGGAAAUCAGGGCCAUAUGAUUACCCGCCGCCACCAUCGUCGCUCCCUAGACAGCCAAGCAUGCCGCCUCCUCCGCCAAGCAAUCCGCCACCCAACAAGAACAACAGCGGAGGCGACAGCUUGUCACGUGCUUUAAUAGCGGCAGCAUUUAUAACUGGCCUGGGCAUCGGAGUUUUCUUUGACAGCAACAUGACGUUAUCGCCAAGCAACGUCGCUUCGACGGAAAUCGUUGACCGGCGCACUCCAAACUCCGAGUUGUGUAUGGCGUACGGCUACUCGGCCAUGGCGUUUGACCAGCGCCUGUUCGUGUCCUUCAACCCUUUCAACGUGUACGUGUCGCAACCGGAGGUGAAGCCCGGCUGCAUCCUGCGGAGGAGCAAUGUGGGAGUGCUUGAAAACAAGAAGCUGGUGUCGCAGCAGCAGGUGGAGAGCUGCAAACGCUCCAUGAACACCUUUGCCUUCGUGGGCGAGCUGGACUCCUCGCCGCAGGUCAGCUGCGUGUACCACUCGGAGGAGGCGGAGAACCAGUACCUGGUCAACCCCGGCAGGAAGGUCCUGGGGCCGCCGCCAGGAGGGGCUGCGGGAGCAGGGGCG